Klebsormidium nitens is the source of this 1488-nucleotide messenger RNA. Lineage: Eukaryota; Viridiplantae; Streptophyta; Klebsormidiophyceae; Klebsormidiales; Klebsormidiaceae. The record is from the annotation of a GenBank genome assembly.
CUAUCCUCCGACGAGCAUUUUGAGGGUUCUAGGUUGGAAAGGUCUCCCGCAUCUAGUUUCCUGUGAAAUGUGUAGGCUACACUGUAGAAAAGUCUGAAAACGCUAGCUAGAGCCACGCGCAGAAAGGAGGGGCUAUCAAGGGCGGAAAGGAGGCAGCCCGGAAAGCCAAGGUCACCAGCAAAUUGAUCGAGCCAAUCGGCCAGCACCAGACAUCACUGCCUUUGCUUAAAAGUGAUAAAUUGAGCUUCUCGGGAGCUGACGUUACUGACUCAGAGACUUUGGCGUGCUACUUGACAGUGCGUCUUCUGUAGUUAUUGAUUCGAGCGAGGAUUUGAUUCAGGACAAUCUUGAGAAAUCAAGGAUCUGAGGGGAAAUCCUCCCCCAACAAUUGAGCAGGCCACACAUUGCUUCACUCAAUUAUCUAGGCAGCAAUGUCAGGUGGAGGAGCGAGGCUGGUCGUGGUGCCAACGGUGACUGUUCUGGCAGUCAUCAAGGCUCGUCUUAUAGGUGCCACAAAAGGUCAUCAGCUUCUGAAAAAGAAGAGCGAUGCGCUCACUAUGCAAUUCAGGCAGAUCCUGAAGAGAAUUGUGGAGACAAAGGAGAUGAUGGGAGAGACAAUGAAGCAAGCGGCGUUUGCACUCACGGAAGCCAAGUAUGCAGCGGGGGAUAACAUCAAGCAUACAGUCUUUGAGAAUGUGUCAUCAGCCACCAUAAAGGUUAGGUCGAAGCAGGAUAAUGUGGCCGGGGUCAAGCUCCCAAAGUUCCAGCAUUACACGGAAGCGGGUGAAACGAAGAAUGCUUUGACUGGACUCGCAAGGGGAGGGCAGCAAAUACAGCUUUGCAAAUCUGCUUACGUAAAGGCUGUGGAAUUGCUCGUAGAGCUGGCCUCCUUGCAAACAUCGUUCCUCACGCUUGACGAGGCCAUCAAGACCACGAACCGGCGUGUAAAUGCACUGGAGAAUGUUGUGAAGCCGAAACUGGAGAACACUAUCUCAUACAUCAAGGGUGAGCUGGACGAGCUGGAGAGAGAGGAGUUCUUCCGUCUCAAGAAGGUGCAAGCGAACAAGAAGAAGGUCGCUGACAGGGAGCUCAAGGAAAAGCUUGAUGCUGCUGGGCGGGUCGCUGACAAACUGGCAGCCCGUGCUGAGGAAGUCGUAAGUAUGUUGACAGCAAAUGGCAAGGACGAGGACGUCAUUUUCUGAUUGUUUUACCUCCCGGUCGUCAUGUACAUAGCCGAUUUAGAACCUUGUGUUCAAGCACGCCCAUGAGGUGUAUAGCUUACAGGUAUAAUCAGCAAUGAUCAGGUUUCUCAACUUUUUUAGUUCCGCCAUAAGCUAGGCUCAGAAAAAGAUUCAGAUUUCCGUCAUAAGCCGUACAGAAGAAUGGAGUGAACUGGUGAACAAAGGCGGCAAUAUGCAUUGCAGCUAUUGUCCGGUUCUCAAAGUUGCAAGCUGAACGGAUCGAAUGCAAGAAGCUCUUGGCACGCCC